This is a messenger RNA of Miscanthus lutarioriparius, 4125 nucleotides long. The record is from the annotation of a GenBank genome assembly. NCBI's taxonomy places the organism in Eukaryota, Viridiplantae, Streptophyta, Magnoliopsida, Poales, Poaceae.
AUGAUGGCAGCGGAGCCCUUGCCGUCGGUUCCCUCCACCGCCGCUGACGACCUCGAAACCCUCGCCCUCGACUCAUCCUCGUCGUCUGCCGCCGCUACCGCCUCCGCCUCCACCGACCCCCUCCUCCGGCCACCUACCUCCCCUACCACCGCCGCGAGCGACGACCCCUUCGUCAUCGACGACUUCCUCGACGAGGACGACUUCUCCACCGCCCCGUCGCCCAGCGUCGCCCGCCCGCCGCGCGCAGCGCGCGGCGAUGCGUCGUCCCCGGUGUUCGCCAAAAUCACCGUAUCCGAUCCCAAGAAGCACGCGGAGCCCAGCGGCGCGGGUGCCGCCGGUGUGAUCCCGGGGUCCGGCAGCUACUUCUCUUACCUCAUCACCACCCGUCUUGCUGGCGGCGGCGGGGAGGUCCGCGUGCGGCGGCGCUUCCGCGACGUGGUGGCCCUAGCGGACCGCCUUGCCGCAGCCCACCGCGGCCUCUUCGUCCCGGCCCGGCCUGACAAGAGCGUUCUCGAGGGGCAGGUCAUACAGCGCCACGACUUCGUGAGCCAGCGCUGCGCUGCGCUCCAGCGCUACCUCUGCCGCCUUGCGGCGCACCCCAUCGUCGGCCAGAGCCCUGAUCUCCGCACGUUCCUCACGGAGCCUGGUGCCAUCCCCGCCUUUCAGGGUGAGGCCCCACGGUACUGGACUACCACUGUGAAUGCUGCUGCUCCACUGGUGCCGACGAAAGCUGGGAGGGACUUGUUUGGGAUGUUUAAGGGUCUCAAGCAGACGGUGGUGAAUGGACUGGUUGCAACAAAGCCUCCACCUGUGGAAAAGGAGACAGACACGGAGUUCCUGGCGCACAAGGCUAGGUUUGAGGACUUACAGCAGCACCUCACCACAACAUCGCAGCAGGCGGAAGCGCUUGUUAAAGCCCAAGAUGAUCUUAGAGAAACCACAGGUCACUUGGGAAUGACAUUGAUUAAGCUGGCAAAAUUUGAAAGAGAGCAGGCAACAUGUAAUUCCCUAAGAAGACGGUCUGGUGAAAUCCAUAAUUUUGCAAAUUCUGUUUUGAAGAUGAGCAGGUCACAGAUAAAAUUAAACUCUGAAAUUGUGAAACACCUGGGUAGUAUCCAUGAACACUUGGAGAUGAUGAUAUCAGUUCAUCAUGCAUUUACAGAUCGCUCUAAUGCUUUACAUUACGUACAAAGUCUGUCAGCAGAUUUGUUUUCCUUGCACACCAGGGCAGGGAGACUUGAAUCUUCAUCAGCAAGAGAUAUGGGGCAUGAGUGGUCAACAUAUCAGAAAGUAGAGGGGUUGAAAGAAACAAUAAGAUCAGUGGAAGCAGCCAAAAGUGAUGCAGUUAGAGAAUAUGAAAGCAUUAAGGUAAGUUGCCUGAAAAAAUUAAUGCUGUCCCACGCGCCGUCUCAAAGUCCCGCCGCCGCCUUCAAACUGUGCCCCUCCUCUGCCGGCUCCCUCCUCGGCGCCAAACACCCCACGGCCACCGCCGCCUCAACCCGCCGCAGCGUGUCCGCCUCCCGCCGCGGCUUCCUCCUCUUCGUUCCCUCGCUCGCCGCUGCAUCCGUCGUCCUCCGCCCGCUCCCCUCCGCCGCCACCGAGGCCGAUGACGCCGAAACCCUGGCUCCACAUCCAUCGCCCACCGAAGAGCCCCUCUCCCCGCAGCCCGCCGUGGAGGCGGCGGUGGAGGCGGAGGCAGAGACGAAGCCUGAGCCCAGCGAUCGGCCAUGUCGAGGGUGUACGACGCGACGGUCCUCAGGGAGCCGGAGGCGUUGGCAGGGGACACGCGGGGCGGGUGUGGGAGAAGCUAGCGGCCGCGAGGGUGGUGUACCUCGGCGAGGCCGAGCUCUAGCCCGACCCCAACGACCGCGUGGUCGAGCUCGAGAACGUCAGGGGCUUCGCGGGCCGCUACGCCGACGCUGGGAGGGGCCUGGCGCUCGCGCUCGAGGCGUUCCCCUGCUACGUACAGCAGUAGCUCGACCAGUUCAUGGACGGCAGGUGAAAAGAACUGUCCAAGCAGAUGGGAUUAGAGCUCUCAAAAAUGCAGAAAAAGAAGCAUAUGCCCCUCCAGCAGGCUCAGGAUUCCUCUCUGGUUUCAUGUUUGGCUCAGGACGGUCAUUGAUAGACAAGAUCUCAUCAAUGGAUGACUCUCUGUUUGGCCCUACCUCAUAUCUAUCAGAACAGGCAAGAGUAGUUGAUGAUUAUAGCAUUUCCCAGGUUAUUACGAGAGAACUUAGUGAUGGAGAUGUUUCACGGUUGCUAAUUGUUGUGACGGGUGCAAGCCAUGUUAUGUACGGGCCACGAGGAAGUGGUGUUCCUGGGAGAAUAUCUAAAAAGGUGCCAAAGAAAGACCAAGUUGUGGUACUACUUGAUCCUGAAAGACAGGUUAUAAGGACGGAAGGUGAAGUCCCUAUUGCUGAUUUUUUAUGGUAUUCAGCGGCUAAACCUUGCACUAUAAAUUGUUUUGACCGUGCUGAAAUUGCUCGAGUGAUGAAUGCUGCUGGUAGGAGGCCUGAAGCUUUACUUCAGGAUCUUCAGAAAGGACUAGAUCUUGGUGUAAUUUCUCCUGAAAUAUUGCAGAACUUUUUUGACCUCGAGAAAUACCCUGUUAUGACAGAACUCAUUCAUCGAUUUCAAGGUUUCAGAGAAAGAUUGUUGGUAGACCCUAAAUUCCUUCAAAGAUUAGCCAUUGAAGAGGCCAUAUCAAUAUCAACCACUCUACUAGCACAAUAUGAAAGGCGGAAAGGAAGGUUCUUUAACGAAAUUGACUUUGUCCUCACAGAUACUAUUAGAGGAUCUGUUGUUGAUUUCUUUACAGUGUGGCUUCCUGCUCCUACUAUUUCAGUCCUUCAGUAUGCUGAUGAUGGUUCUUGUCAGAGUUUGGAGUUUGUCAAAGGCCUUUUAGGAUCAUUGCUAGAUAAUGCAUUCCAAAAGAACAUCUUGGGCCAGGAUUGGAGUAUCAAGCAAAGAAUUGCAGCAGUGUUGGUUGGUGGUUUGAAACUUGCCAGUGUUGGUUUCAUUUCUAGUGUUGGGGUCGGGGUUUCCUCAGAUCUCGUCUAUGCUGCCCGAGGAAUAGUGAAACCUUCAGAAAAUGUGGAAACAGGAAGGAAGAGAGCUCCUAUAUGGAAGUCAGCAGCUGUUUAUAGUUGCUUUCUUGGAACAUCAGCAAAUUUGCGGUAUCAGAUUAUUGCUGGUCUAGUGGAGUAUCGACUAGGAGAGAGCCUGGUUACAUACUACAACCAACCACUUAUUGCUGGUUUGUUGUCAUUUGUAGCUAGGACACUGAACUCAUAUUGGGGAACACAGGCUGGAUAUAGGCAUGUGGAUACAGCUGCUCAAUACGGAAUAGAAAAAGAGGUCGGUAGAGGACUUAAAGCUGCAAUGGAGAGUGGGAUCAACAGGAAAGAUUUGUUUGUAACAUCGAAGUUAUGGUGCACAGAGUUGGCUCCUGAUAAGGUUCGGCCAGCACUUCAGAAAACACUCAAGGAUUUACAGCUGGAUUACCUGGAUCUCUACCUUAUCCAUUGGCCCUUCAGACUAAAAGAUGGGGCGCACAUGCUCCCGGAAGCUGGGGAAGUGCUGGAAUUCGACAUGGAAGGAGCGUGGAGGGAGAUGGAAUGCCUUGUGAAAGAUGGGCUAGUUAAGGAUAUAGGUGUUUGCAAUUACACAGUUACCAAGCUCAACCGUCUGUUGCGGUCAGCAAAUGUUCCACCAGCAGUAUGCCAGAUGGAAAUGCACCCUGGUUGGAAGAACGACAAGAUUUUUGAGGCCUGCAAGAAGCAUGGGAUUCAUGUUACUGCUUACUCUCCACUGGGUUCUUCAGAGAUGAACCUAGCACAUGACCCCGUUGUCGAAAAGGUAGCCAACAAACUAAACAAGACCCCAGGGCAGGUGCUCAUCAAGUGGGCCCUCCAAAGGGGAACAAGCGUUAUUCCCAAAUCGACCAAGGACGAAAGAAUCAAAGAGAACAUCCAGGUGUUUGGAUGGGAGAUCCCUGAGGAGGACUUUAAGGUCUUGUGCAGCAUCAAAGAUGAGAAGCGCGUGCUGACCGGAGAGGAGCUCUUCGUGAACAAGAUCCAUGGGCCGUACAAGAGCGCAUCUGAGGUCUGGGACUACGAGGACUGA